AUGGAUGUGGAUGUGGAUGUGGAUGUGCUUGUAGUUUUGGCUUUGGAUGCUGAUCUGGAUAUGGAUGUAGAUAUGGUUGUUAUUUUUUAUGUAGAUGUAGAUAUAAGCGAUGUAGAAGGUAUACAUGUAGACGCUGCUGUGGAUGUGGAUGUGAAUACGGAUGAGAUUGUGGAUGUGGAUGUGGAUAGUUUUUUUCCCACCAAAAUGGAUGCAUCUGAUGAACAUACUUUAGAGAAAAUAAAAAUAGCUAUAAGUCAUCAUAAUUUAGUUAAUCUUGAACAAGCAAUUAGAAAAAUAAAAAAUGUAAAAUCGCUGAAUAAAAUUCGGCGCACUUUUCUUUCGACAGUAGAUCAAGGUAAAUUGGAUGUAGUGAGUAUAUUACUUACACAUGGAGUCAAUGUAAACAGUAGAAACAGCAAAAGGCAGACAGCGUUAAUAAAAGCUUCAGAACAUGAACGUCUGGACAUAGUUAAAUUACUGCUGGAGCACAAGGCUAAUGUGAACUUGGUUGACAAAAACAAAAAGUCGGCUCUGUGUUAUUCUGUAAAAAUGAAAAAUGUUGAGAUUGUGAGAUUGUUAGUAGACAAUGGCGCAGAUGUUAAUUAUAGAUCGUUUACUACACCACUAUAUGAAUCAUGUAAGUGUGGAUGUUUUGAACUUGUGAAAAUUUUGGUAGAAGCAGGAGCUGAUGUGAAUAAAAAAGAUAAUUCAGGAGACUCCCCACUUUGUAAAUCUACUUGUAAUGGAAACCUAGACAUUGUAAAACUAUUGGUAAAAAAAUGCGCGGACGUUAACGAAGGCCUAUCUCCGCCUCUAUUUUACGCUUGUGACAAUGGACAUGUUGAAAUAACAAACUAUUUAAUAGACGCUGGAGCUGAUGUAAAUUUCAUCAAUUCGGAUGGAGAAUCUGUACUCUGUAGAUCUGCUACUAAGGGUCAUUUUGAUAUUGUAAAGCUUUUACUAGAGAGGGGUGCUGAAGUCAACAAUAGAAUAAAUAGAACUGGAGAGACGGCACUUUUAUGUGCAGUUGGGGGAGAUCACUCUAGCAUUGUAGAAUUGUUACUUCAGUAUGGAGCCGAUGUAAAUAUGGUUGACGGAGAAAGAAAUAACGCGUUAGGUAUCGCAUUAAACGGUGAGAAUGUAAUAAUAGCUGCAAUUUUACUACAGUAUGAAAGUAGAACAUAUACUGUUAAUAGUUGCUAUGUACGCAGUGCAUAUUCAAGUUUAAACCAAACAAAUAAAUCUGGUCGGAAUGUUUUGAUGUUAGCUGCUAUGAAAGGUUUUUACAGUAUAGUAAAUGACUUGCAAAAACAGAGCGAUCUCUCUAUAUUUGAUGUCGAUGGCAAUACAGCUUUUAUGUUAGCAGCCAUGAAUGGUCACCUGGACAUUGUAGAGUUACUGUAUGACGGUACUGUGGAUGUUAACUUUAAAGGACAAAACGCUCUCAUGUUAGCAGCUAUUGGUGGACAUGUUACAGUUGUGGAGUGGCUGAUUUCUAAAGGGUUUGAUGUCAACAAAACAGAUCACUGUGGUAACACAGCUCUGAUGCUGGCUGAUAAACCAGAGGUUGUUGAGGUGUUGUUAAAAUAUGGAGCAGAUGUUAAAGUGUGGAAAGAUGGAAGAAAUGCACUGAUGGAACUUUUGUCAAAGAAUUAUUUUACAUCUCCGCCUUAUCAGCACUACAUCUCAAAUAAUUUUGUAAUUUCACAACAAACAGUUAUGAAAAGGUUAUUACUGCUGACUAACGAUUUAAAUGCAAAAGAUAACAAUGGUGAAACAGCAAUUUUAAAAGUGUUAAAAAACAGUACAUAUAAUAAUUUAACCAACAUAAUUUUAGAUCACCAUCCUGAUGUCAAUAUAGUAGACAAUGAAGGUAAUUCACCUCUAAUGCUAGCUGUACAAAAUCAAAGAGUAGAAAUUAUAACACGAAUACUCUCUUGUACACACGAUGUUAAUCAUAAAAACAAGCAGGGUAAAACAGCGCUAAUGUUUGCUGUAGAAAAAAUAUCAUUGGAGCAUGUCAAACUACUUCUUGCCACCAAUCUUGUUGACGUUAAUAUUGUGGACAAUGAUGGUAAUUCAGCUCUUAUGUUGGCUAUAAAGGUAGAGAACGAUAAACCUAGUUUUUUUUACAAUAUUCAUCUACCAAGUGCAAUAAUACAAGAGCUACUUCAUCACGACGCUGACGUCAACCAUGUCAACAACAACAAAACCUCGGUGCUCAUGUUGGCUGUACAGAAGAGAUUUAUACCAGCAGGAAUUUAUAGGGACAUUGACAUGGGGGAUAGUGAAGGGAAGACGGCGUUAAUGUAUGCUGUAGAAACAUGCCGUAAUAAAGAUGUAGUGCGGCAAUUGUUGGGACAUCACAAGGCUGAUGUUAACGUUGUUGAUAAUACAGGAGAAACAGCGCUAAUAAAAGCUGUUAAAAACAGUAAAGAAGAUAAUGUCAAGAUUCUGUUGAAGCAUAAAGCUGACAUUUAUAUCGUAGACAAACAAGGUCGGACGGCGUUAAUGUGGGCUGCUAAAGCAAAAUGUGAUAGUCGCUAUAUGAUCACAUUAUUACUAAAGACUACACGAUUAGACCAAAUCACACAACAGGUCAGUAGUCACAAGUCAGCUUUAGAUCAAACAGACAUUAAAGGAAGAACGGCUUUAAUGUGGGCUACUAAAUGUGGUGACAUAAGAUUCAUGGAAUAUUUGUUGGGAAGAGGAGUUUGUGUUUCACAGAUUGAUGCUGCAGUAAAGAAAAUACUGAUAACAGUAAUAACAAGAAAUAGAUAUGGUAAUGGUUUUAAACUAACAGCAUCUGGAAUCAAUUUUAUUUUGAAAUUUGCAUCAAACUACCCAAAUAUGUCGGAGCACAUUUCGAUUAAAUCAAAAAACCUAGAAUAUUUUGAUCUUGCGGAUAAAGAUAGUAACACAUUACUUAUGUUGUAUGCAAAACAUGGCCCAUUUAACUAUGGCAGUUGCAAUACGAAACUCCUUGAAAUAAAACAAGAUGUAAACGCAGUAAACAAAUACAAAAAAACAGCUUUAAUGAUAGCUUUAGAAAACAGAAACUACGAGUUUAUAGAACAAGUCUGUAAACUUUUUAAAGAAGCUGAUGUUGUGUGUCCUAAAGGUAGAACUUUACUCAUGAUGGCGGCACAAGCUGGUUUAGUUGACACGGUGAAAUAUUUGGUCAGUAAGGGGUCAAAGGUCAACCAGGUUGAUAAGAAACAGAGAACAGCACUCAUGUAUGCUUUAUAUUUUAAACCCGUAUUUCGUUGGCAUUACAGCAAAGCGUUGGAACUGAUAGAAUAUUUGUUAUUUCAAGAUGCGGAUGUUAAUGUUUCUGAUUACAAACAUGAAACUAUGCUAAUAAAACUUUUGAAACAUAAAGUCGAUGCUCAUCUUUUACCUGUCAUUAAACAGUUGCUAAACAAAAAUGCACAAACUAAUGUCAUGGACCGAGAAGACAGAUCUCCGCUAAUGUUAGCCAUUAUACAAUUAGGUCUGAAAAAUCAACGACAAAACAAAGGAUCUACUGAUAAAAACAUACAACCGAUUAUUAAAGAGCCCAAUCAGAUAGUGCACCUCUUGUUAGAGAAAACUGAUGACGUCAACACUACAGACAACAAGGGCAACACAGCUCUGAUGCUGGCAUCUAAAUAUGGGUUUAACAAUGUGGUCCAGAUUUUAUUAAAGAAGACAAACGACAUCAAUAGGGUCAACAAAAAAGGCCAAACAGCUUAUGACUUGGCAUUAAAAAAUGGACAUUACAGUGUCGUACAGACUUUGGUAGACAUCAAAGCAAAUGCUAACUUAAACGAUAUUUUAGAAUUUGAAUCAGUUUUUUCUGGUUUACACAAGUUACAUGAGAGAUCGGUUUGUAAUAAUACCGCAACUCGUGACGUAGAAUUAUGGACAGCUUUUCUCAAUGAGUUGGCUCAACAGUCAGCUUUAGCCAUAAACAGAGGAAAAAACUCAUCAAGUCAUAUUUACAAUUCUGGUUUGAAUACAUGGACAAGACACACGCCUUCUAACCUUGUUCAAGAUAGUAACUCAAGGAUAUUUAAUUUCAAAGAUUUACUGAACAAGAUUUACGAGGUAUAG
Messenger RNA from Physella acuta, 4095 nucleotides. RefSeq names its product serine/threonine-protein phosphatase 6 regulatory ankyrin repeat subunit B-like. Lineage: Eukaryota; Metazoa; Mollusca; Gastropoda; Physidae. The record is from RefSeq and is a predicted model, not a curated record. Gene Ontology annotation, molecular function: protein binding.